AUAGAAUUUCCUUUAAGUAAAAUUUUGUUCAGGAAAACGUAGUUUAAACAACGUUAGGUAAUGAAUGCCAGAGCGAAAUUCAGAAAAAAAAACAAUUGACCUUGAAAAAAAGGAAAUCUGUGAAAAUAGAUCACAAAAAACUAAGACAAUUUUAUGAUUGAAUGCCACACUAUUUAAGCCAAGUUACUCUACUUAUCUCGUAAUAUUUAUUCCGCAUCCUGAAAGGUUCUCUACUAACAGCAGAUUCAACAUGGAUAAACGGUAUUCGAGUUACGUGUUGAUCGUAGUGAUAACGAUAGCAUCCAUGAUUAACCAUACGGAAUGUGGUGACAAAGGUGGGCAUGGCUUGGCUGCUUUAGCGGCUAUCUUGUCAAUGGGUGGUGGUCAUAAAGGGCACUCGAUUUUACCAAUUCCGAUACCUAUACCACUGCAUCACGGACAUCACGGGCAUAAACAAGUUUACUUCCCCAUCCCCGUGAAGCAUCACACGAAUACUAUACAUGGUUUUCAUCACGUUCCUCACUUUCAUCAUAUUCAUAUUUCGCAUUUCGGAGGACACGAGCAUCACGGACAUCACGGACAUCAUGGACAUCACGAUCACGGACAUCACGAUCACGGUCAUCACGGUUGGCAUUAAUGGCAUGUGGCAUGUUUAUGGUGGAAUUUAAAACUAUUUUUACAAUGUAUUUGUUGAAUAUAUAUUUAAAAAAAA
This is a messenger RNA of Centruroides sculpturatus (bark scorpion), 712 nucleotides long. RefSeq names its product histidine-rich glycoprotein-like. The record is from RefSeq and is a predicted model, not a curated record. The coding region runs from base 251 to 637 and encodes 128 amino acids. The transcript has 3 exons. Lineage: Eukaryota; Metazoa; Arthropoda; Arachnida; Scorpiones; Buthidae.